This is a messenger RNA of Sebastes umbrosus (honeycomb rockfish), 1072 nucleotides long. RefSeq names its product potassium voltage-gated channel subfamily E member 1-like. NCBI's taxonomy places the organism in Eukaryota, Metazoa, Chordata, Actinopteri, Perciformes, Sebastidae. The coding region runs from base 203 to 625 and encodes 140 amino acids. Gene Ontology annotation, molecular function: voltage-gated potassium channel activity involved in ventricular cardiac muscle cell action potential repolarization; delayed rectifier potassium channel activity; transmembrane transporter binding. The transcript is spliced from 2 exons. Gene Ontology annotation, biological process: negative regulation of delayed rectifier potassium channel activity; regulation of ventricular cardiac muscle cell membrane repolarization; membrane repolarization during action potential. Gene Ontology annotation, cellular component: membrane. The record is from RefSeq and is a predicted model, not a curated record.
GAGCAUGAAGGAGGGCACAUUAUGACCAAGACAAGAGGGGAUGUAGCUUCUAUUCGAGUUCUAGUUUGAGAGCAGCUGCUUCUAGUCCUACUGGAGAUACAUGGCUUGAAAUGAUCGAUGUCUGCUGAUGCCAGUGACGGCAGGAACUGAUUCCAGAUCCUCGAAAGUUUGCAGUUUGCUGAGCGUCUAGCAGAGGUAGGCCAUGUCACACAUCAACACCACCGAGCUGCAGUCGCUCCUGCUCUCCUUCCUGCAGCACUGCCUCAACAGCACAAAUAUAAUGUCUCCACAAAUACCUCAAAACUACACUACCCAGCAGGCCGCGCACCACGUGGCCGAAGCCAGGGCCCACGCUCAGUCUCAGGGCAUGAUGUAUAUCCUUCUGGUGGUGGGCAUGUUCAGCUUCUUCACAUUCGGCAUCAUGCUCAGCUACAUUCGCUCCAAGAAGCUGGAGAGCUCUCACGAUCCGUACCACCAGUACAUUGCCCACGACUGGACCAAGGUGAUGACUCCGUCCAGGGCCGUCGCUCAGGUGCUGCACAGGGAAGCUGCAGGUAACGGAGCCAGCAGCAAGGAGCCCAUCGUCAUCUGCAACCCUGCAACGCUGGAGCAACUGCCGGACUAGAAUGAGACAUUCAGCUAUUCAAACAUUUCCCACAUUCAAAAAUGUAAAACUCUGUAACACAAGAUUUUUAAUUACUUUAACUUUUAAUGUCACAUAGCAACCAAAACUUAAAGUUUGUAUUUUCAGAUCAGUAAUUUUACAGAAACAACUCGUAUCAUAAAAUUGCCUCAUGUUGUAAUCUUCGUUAUUGACACGUGCAGCUCCUCACGCUUUACAGUCAUGCAACCAUGAUUGCCCAAUACUGCUCUUCCCCGGACACCUGAUGACAAUCCUGCAUAUCUGGACAAUAACAGUAGUAACACAGAGUUAAAUUGAUGGCACCAUUAUGUCUUUGAUUCAGAGUGGAUAGAAAUAAGCGAGUGAACAAGUCUGUCUGAAUUAUUGCCCCAUGGACUGUAAUGAUUGGUUUAAGUGAUAAAAACAAACAAAUAAACCACUGAUAUCAAA